AUGAAGUGCGAUGGGAAGAAGCCUCGCUGCUCACAUUGCAUCACGUAUGAGAUAGAUUGUACCUACACAGCACCCAGCCGCACGUAUCCACCGAAAAAACGACGGCGCUACGCAAAGGGUGAGGAUGGUGUCAGUACUGCACUAGGUCGCUUGGGACGACUAGAAUCCCUAGUCCAACAGGUCACCGAGCGUCUAGAUGUUGCUGGAAAGCAAAAUGAACUUGAACCUCUACUCCAGCGCGAGGAGGCGAGUGCAAUUCCCACAGUAAUGCCGGUAAAGAUCACAAGAAGCGAAGACGAUAAUAAAUCUACCAAAUCGAUGAUGCUACCUCCGUUAGAGCAGGUUCUGCCUGUCGUAGAACUCUACCUCCAGGACUUCAACUCAGUUUUACCACUGUUCCAUGCCGAUGCUCUCCUGCAGUUGGUCCGCGAUUGUUAUAGUGUUGGACCCCUACAGCGCGACCCAGUAGUGUGGGCUGCCAUACAUGUUGUGCUGGCUCUCGCACGGCGAUACAAUCUUGUGGCUAGUCAUAAUGUUCCUUCUUUGGCUGCAUGUCUUAGUAGGGCAGAGUCGGUGCUGUCUAGGGUAGUGCUAGGCGAUAUCCAGCUACUCAACAUUCAGGUUUUGGUGGGCAUGGUGAUGCUGCUGCUUGAGGUCUCGCAAGAUCUUAAGCCUGCGCUGGUCUUGAUUGCCACAACAAUACGUCUCGCACAUUCAAUUGGCCUGCAUGACCAGGCCUACUCGACACACCUGGGUUCUGCCCAUGUGAGACAGCGAGCUGGCGUAUUCUGGCUCGCGUAUAUCCUCGACAAAGACCUCAGCAUGCGCUCGAAACAGCCCUCGAUCCAGAUUGAUGACGACAUCAAUCUUGACUUGCCUUCGCCAACAAUCCUACAACAUAACGAGGAUACGAGCAAAAUCAACGAUACCAACGACAGUACAGGUGUCAUCACUACCGCCGACGGCGCCGUCAAAAUGAACUACCUUACGGCACGCAUCCUACUAGCUACUGUUCAAGGUGGUGUAUACGAUUAUAUAUACUCAACACGCUCUCGAAAACACAGUCCAGAAGAGCGGUCCCAUGCAUUACAGAGCGUAGCUUGCGCACUUGAUCAGUGGAAAGCUUCUAUUCCAUCUGAAUUCAACGCCGCAGAGGGCUCAAGAAGAGUAGCUCCUGGUAUGCUACGCUUUCUUGGAGUAUUGCAUUCCACGAGUCUAUCUUGCACAACUCUUAUAAACCAAGCUCAUGCCUGGGACGAUGAGUGGAUGGCCAGUAUACGCAGAUAUGGCAGACAAGGCAUUGAACCACUACUGCCACCAAAGUGGGAGGUGUUGGUAGCCGAGGCCCGCGGUUUGCUGGUCUUAUUUGGGGCAUUAGGGGGAAUAGAUUGCUCGAACUUCUGGACAACAGGAUGUACUUACAUGACGGCUAUGGUGCUUUUAAUAGCCAAUAGCAUGCACAGACCGAAACACAGUGACUCGUCCUUGGAUAGGCAGCUUGUAGACUUUGGUUUACAGACAGUUGACAGGAUGGUGAAGGAGACUGAGAACGAAACGAUACGAUCCUGUCAGGCUACUUUUGCUGAACUGCAUCAGCUCAUGCAAAAGAGAUGUGCUGAAUCAGCCAUAACGGCCAACAAUGUCGACUGGGCUUCGUGCUUGGUAGAUAUGCAGCAUGGAAUUGAGGGAAAUAGCCACCAGGAGGACUUCUAA
This is a messenger RNA of Cucurbitaria berberidis CBS 394.84, 1713 nucleotides long. RefSeq lists its product as uncharacterized. Gene Ontology annotation, molecular function: zinc ion binding; DNA binding; DNA-binding transcription factor activity, RNA polymerase II-specific. NCBI's taxonomy places the organism in Eukaryota, Fungi, Ascomycota, Dothideomycetes, Pleosporales, Cucurbitariaceae. The coding region runs from base 1 to 1713 and encodes 570 amino acids. Gene Ontology annotation, biological process: DNA-templated transcription; regulation of DNA-templated transcription. The transcript has 2 exons. The record is from RefSeq and is a predicted model, not a curated record.